Messenger RNA from Octodon degus (degu), 2101 nucleotides. It is a transcript of the gene Tmem115, whose product is annotated as transmembrane protein 115. Gene Ontology annotation, cellular component: membrane; Golgi apparatus. Gene Ontology annotation, biological process: retrograde vesicle-mediated transport, Golgi to endoplasmic reticulum. The record is from RefSeq and is a predicted model, not a curated record. The transcript has 2 exons. NCBI's taxonomy places the organism in Eukaryota, Metazoa, Chordata, Mammalia, Rodentia, Octodontidae. The coding region runs from base 456 to 1511 and encodes 351 amino acids.
AACACCCCUGUUUUCCAGCCCCUGAGAAGCGAAGGGAGGAGGUGGGGUGGAAGCCGAGGCCCAGGCAGAGCAAGAGCUGAUCCAGCCUGACUAAGACCUGGAACAAGGCGCCAGUCCUGUGAGGAUCGAAGAGCGCACUAGCGUGGAUGGAAGAGGCCCAGGCCUGACAAAGCUAGCCUGACCAUCCUGGCGCAGGGCCUACGGGGUGAGCCGAAGUCGCCCAGGACCUUAUCUCAAGGGCCAGGCCAGGGCCCUAGGCUUUGGCACGGAAAUCAGGCCCAGCUCGGCCCUUCGGAACCACACCCCGACACUCCGGCAAGCCAAGCCUUCACUGGGGCCAUAGGCCAGUGAGGAGCCCGCGCCCGGGCCUCCCGUCGGGGCUGGACUGGGAGGAGGCCCCGGGGAGGCCCCUGGCCCCCUGCUUACCAACUCUCAGGCCGCCGCCCGCCGGGAAGAUGCAGCGCGCCCUUCCGGGUGCCCGCCAGCAUUUGGGGGCGGUUCUGGCCAGCGCCAGCGUGGUGGUGAAGGCGCUAUGUGCGGCGGUACUGUUCUUCUAUUUGCUUUCCUUUGCUGUGGACACGAGCUGCCUGGCCGUCACCCCAGGCUACCUCUUUCCACCCAACUUCUGGAUCUGGACCCUGGUCACCCAUGGACUGAUGGAGCAGCACGUAUGGGACGUGGCCAUCAGCCUGGCCACAGUGGUGGUGGCAGGGCGUUUGCUGGAGCCCCUCUGGGGAGCCUUGGAGCUGCUCAUUUUCUUCUCGGUGGUGAAUGUAUCUGUGGGGCUCUUGGGGGCCUUCGCCUACCUCCUCACGUACAUGGCUUCUUUCAACUUGGUCUACCUGUUCACUAUUCGUAUUCAUGGUGCCCUGGGGUUCCUAGCUGGUGUCUUGGUGGCACUCAAGCAAACUAUGGGAGACUGUGUGGUCCUGCGAGUGCCUCAGGUGCGCAUCAGCGUAGUGCCCAUGCUGCUACUGGCACUGCUGCUACUGCUGCGGCUGGCCACACUGCUCCAGAGCCCGGCACUGGCUUCUUACGGUUUUGGGCUGCUCUCCAGUUGGGUUUAUCUUCGCUUCUACCAGCGCCACAGCCGAGGCCGAGGGGACAUGGCUGACCACUUUGCUUUUGCCACGUUCUUCCCUGAGAUCCUGCAGCCAGUGGUGGGGCUGCUGGCAAACUUAGUGCAUGGCCUACUGGUGAAGGUAAAGAUAUGCCAGAAGACAGUAAAGCGCUAUGACGUAGGAGCCCCAUCUUCCAUCACCAUCAGCCUCCCAGGCACAGACCCUCAAGAUGCUGAGCGAAGAAGGCAACUGGCCCUGAAGGCCUUGAAUGAACGGUUGAAGAGAGUGGAGGACCAGUCUGUCUGGCCCAGCAUGGAUGAUGACGAAGAGGAGGCUGGGGCCAAGGUGGAUAGCCCCCUGCCCUCAGAGAAAUCUCCUACACCUCCAGGGAAGGAGGCUGCCCCAGAAUCCAGUCUCAUCACCUUUGAAGCAGCUCCCCCAAAGCUGUAACUCGACCACCUUGAGUAUAGCACUUCUUCUCCCAAGCCCCUUUGAUGCCUCUCAGCUACUCCAGGGCAUGACUACUCUGAGGAGAGGCAACAAGGCCUUCUGGGGCUUUCAGGGCCUUCUGUUACGUUUCGCCAACACUACCAAGGACCUUGCUACCUGGUUCCAAUUCCAGAUAACCAUUUGGUCAGGCCUGGAGCCUCUGAGGCAUCAGCCAGUCCAGGGCCCCAUCUGAGGUAAGAGUGUACCUCAGCAGGCAGCCCCAAGCAAGUGGCUGCAGGGACACUGGUGCCAUAGCUCCUGGACCAGCCCUCGCAUCUGAAACUUGUUGCCAAGAACCCUGAGCCAAGGCAAGGAUUUACAUUUGCCAAAAAUGUUGUGGAGGCCCAGCCAGUGCAGGAGUAGUGCGAAGCUGCACAUCCCUGCUCACUCCGGGAAAGACUGAAUCUGUCAGGAUUUGUUUCCCUCUGCUGCGGCCGUGACUGCUUCUGGGCCAGAAGAGCCACAGUUCCCAGGUAUUUUCUACAGGACCACUUGAGCGGGCAGCCCAGCCCAGCCUUGGAGUAUCAAUAAAGCAUUUCUUUGAGGUAUGA